AUGAACCUCUUCCGGCUCCCUGAUGAGCUGAUAUUCUCAGCCCUCUGCCAACAAUUCCCCUGCCGCGACCCUCAGAUCCGCGCGCUGGCAACUCUUCUUCAUCCCUCAGCAGCCCCAUGUCCCAACCUCGUCCUUCACGGCACCGAGGCCACAGGGAAAACCGCCAUUACGAGCGCUCUCCUCUCCAAACUCUCUUCAUCCCUCGAUAACCAAGAUGAAAAAGAAGGCCCUACCCUCCGCUACGCCAUCAUCAACUCCCUUGAGUGCAUCACCGCGCGCCAUCUUUACGAGACUGCUGUCGCGAAGGUCGCUGCCGCCUUAGAAUGGGACUUGAGCUCAUCAGGCCGAUGCGAGUCAGUCUCGCAACUGACGGUCGAGCUGUGCAAGAUGCUCAAGUACCCAUCCCGGCCAGACGGGUUCAGGUUUGUGCUGGUGUUCGAUGGGAUUGAUCGGCAGAGAGAGGCGCCGGGGACUUUGCUACCGGGGUUGGCUCGGUUGUCUGAGAUUAUCCCCCGUCUAACCACCCUCUUCAUAGUCACCACGCCCCCUCCAUCCCUCCACCUGCACCCCCCCAUCCCCCACAUCUACUUCCCCCCUUAUUCCAAACCCGACUAUGUCACCAUCCUCUCUGCCACGAAACCUCCUCCCCCGUCUCCCACAACCUCGCCUUCCGACACAGCCGACCUCUGGAUGAGGUUCAUUGGGGCGGUGUAUGAUUCGCUAGCCAAAGCCGCCUGUCGGACGUUACCGGCUCUGAAGCAUGCGUGUGAGACUCUUUGGCCGAGGUUUACUGCUCCCAUAGCGCAGGGAAUUUAUGGCGCAAGAGAAUUUAGCAAGCUACUUGUCGCGGGGAGGGUCCUGUUCCAGGAUGAGAACGUGCUCGAGCCGGGAGUUGUCUCUCUCCCUCCUGCCGGUAGCAGCAAACCCUCUCUUCCCAGCAAUCCCAACCCCAGUUUCAUCACAGCCGGGCCGUUAUCUCCCGUCAAGAAGCCUCCCCAACCAUCAGCUACUUUGAAGGGAACGACAACAGCAGACCUAGCAACUCUCCUCCCCCCAACCGCCCGAUUAUUACUUCUCGCCUCCUACCUCGCCUCACACAACCCCUCCCGCUACGACAUAACCCUCUUCUCGACGCACUACCACGGCCGGAAGCGCCGUCUGGGUGGCCCUAAGUUAAAAUCCUCGACCCCCGGACAGCGCAGCAAACACCGGAAGAUCUCUCGCAAACUGCUCGGUGCGCACGCCUUUGUUCUAGAGAGGAUGCUCGCUAUAUAUGCUGCUGUACGAUCGGAGUGGGAUCCGAAGUUUAACCUGCGCGAGGGGGAUGAGGUUGUGGCAUUGACAGGUGAUGUUGAUGUGGGGAUGGCGCUUGCCACCCUCGCUAGCCUGAGGUUACUCGUCAAGGUUGGAGGAGCUGGAGGGGGAGGGUCGGCGGCGAUGGGGGGGAUUGGACUGAGUGGGGGAGGGGGACUGGUGCCGGCCGAUGUGAUGGAUCGGGGAGGCAAGUGGAGGGUGAAUGUAGGGUGGGAGUUUGUAAGACGGGUGGGGAGAAGCCUUGGAGUUGAGGUAGAGGAGUGGUUGGUUGAGUGA
Messenger RNA from Thermochaetoides thermophila DSM 1495, 1590 nucleotides. RefSeq lists its product as uncharacterized. Gene Ontology annotation, cellular component: nuclear origin of replication recognition complex; nucleus. Lineage: Eukaryota; Fungi; Ascomycota; Sordariomycetes; Sordariales; Chaetomiaceae. Gene Ontology annotation, biological process: DNA replication initiation; DNA replication. The record is from RefSeq and is a predicted model, not a curated record. Gene Ontology annotation, molecular function: DNA replication origin binding. The transcript is spliced from 3 exons. Bases 1 to 1590 code for a protein of 529 amino acids.